AUGUCAGCUACACCCCACGGCAUCCGUUAUUCGGCCCACCGCCCCGUGGUCAUGGGGCGCAACGGCAUGGUCUGUGCCGGCCAUCCCCUGGCCGCGCAGGCGGGGACAUCCGUUUUGCAGAAGGGCGGCAACGCGUUCGACGCCGCCAUCGCCACCGCUGCGGUUCUCAACGUGGUCGAACCGCUGAUGUCGGGAAUCGGCGGCGACGGGUUCAUCAUGGCCUACCAGGCGGAAGACAAUCGCCUGCGGGUAUCCAACGGGACCGGGGCCGCGCCCUACGGAGCGACGCUGGAGCGGUAUCGCGACGGCAUACCCAUGAAGGGCAUCCUGAGCGUAUCGGUGCCGGGGCUGCUCAAUGCAUGGCUGGACGUUCACUCCGAGUACGGCACGCUGCCCCUGUCCGACGUGUUGGCUCCGGCAAUCGGCCUGGCGGACGACGGAUUCCCCGUUACCCACCACCUGGCGUCAGCCAUCGCGGGCGACGCGCUCCUGUGCGAGUUCCCCACCAGCCGCGCGAUCUUCACGCGGGACGGAUCCGGAGAACCGCUGCGCGCCGGCGACAUUCUGCGGCAGGGCGACCUGGCCAGGACGCUGUCCGCCAUUACCGAGCAGGGGCGAGAUGUCUUCUACCGGGGCGAAAUAGGCGAAGCCAUCGUGCGCUUCAGCGACGAGCAGGGCGGACUGCUCACCAUGGCCGAUCUGAACGACUGCUCGGCGCGUUGGCAGGACCCGAUUUCCACGGACUACGGCGAUUACACGGUGUACGAAGCGCCGCCCAAUUCCAGCGGACACAUCCUGCUGCAGGAACUCAACGUCAUCCGGCAACACGACAUGGCAAGCCUGGGGUUCGGUUCGGCAGCGUCCAUUCACCUGAUGGUGGAAGCCAAGAAGAUGGCUUUCGCCGACCGCGAAGCCUACGUGGCAGACCCCGAUUACAUCGACGUUCCAGUCGCCGGCAUGCUGUCCGCCGAAUACGCCCGGGAACGCGCGGGCACCAUCGACCUGGAGCGGGCGUCCGAGAACGUGAGCGCCGGCGAUCCCUGGCAACACCAACCGGCGGGUCAGCGUCAGUCGCCGGCCGGCGUGGGGGCCCGGCGUCGCGGCCCGCGCUCCGAGCAGGAAGACACCACCUGCUUCGUGGUGGCAGACCGGGCGGGCAACGCGGUGUGCCAGUUGCAGAGCAUCCAGAGCGGCUGGGGUUCCUCGCUGGUGGCGGGCGAUACCGGCAUCCUGCUGAACAACCGCAUGACCUACUGGCACUUGGACCAGGACCACGUGGACUGCCUGCAGCCGGGCAAGCGCGUGCGCCACACCAUGAACCCGGUGAUGGUGUUCCGACGGCCGGCGGCCGGCAACGGCAGUAACUCGUCGAGCCGCCGUUUGGCCUACGUGCUGGGCACCCCGGGCGCAGACUGCCAGGUGCAGAGCAACAUGCAGGUCAUCACGAACCUGGUUGACCACGGCAUGACGGUACAGGAAGCGGUGGAGGCUCCCCGCUGGAAGCACGUGGGCGACGGCACCGAGUCCACGGUGCCCCAUACCGCCUUGGACCGUCUCCUCAUCGAAAACCGUUUCGACGGAGCGGCGUUGCGGCAGCUCCGGGCCAUGGGCCAUCCGGUGCAUGAGCUGGACGCGUGGGACGGCGUCACCGGACGCGAAAUGGCCCUGUACAUCGACCCUGACACCGGAGCGCUCCACGGCGCGGCCGAUCCCCGCUACGACGGGUACGCGGUCGGGUACUGA
This is a messenger RNA of Geodia barretti, 1743 nucleotides long. The record is from the annotation of a GenBank genome assembly. Lineage: Eukaryota; Metazoa; Porifera; Demospongiae; Tetractinellida; Geodiidae.